Molecule: messenger RNA, 1587 nt
Organism: Salarias fasciatus (jewelled blenny)
Lineage: Eukaryota; Metazoa; Chordata; Actinopteri; Blenniiformes; Blenniidae
Exons: 3
Coding region: 1-1587 (528 amino acids)
Biological process (GO): lipoprotein metabolic process; lipid transport
Cellular component (GO): extracellular region; membrane
Molecular function (GO): lipid binding
Source: RefSeq, a predicted model, not a curated record
AUGUCCUCUCAGUGGGAGCAGGCCAGGAAUACUGAGGUGAAUAAGCUGAGGAACAUCAAAGACAGUGCUGAGAAACUGGAGCCAAAUUUCAGAGACUUCGCCAAAUAUGAGAAGAAAGGAAAAGCUUUCCGGCAGUACAUGAAGACGAAAUUCAUCAGUUCCUCUGUAGACACAAAACGUACAGAGCUGGAGAGCGAGCUGACAGAGCUGCUGAAGGACGUCCUGCAGGGUCUGCAGGAGAUCAACUCCUUCCUGGAGGCUGUGGAGAAACUAGCUUCCACCUCGCUGGAGGUCUUCACAGAGAAUCAGCUGCUUCAUCUGCCCAGAGACGUCACACUGAAUUACAUUCAGGCCGUGGUUUGGGCUGCGAAAGUAGUCUGUCCUCUCGUGCUGGAGUUUAAAAUGGACAUGGAUCCAUUUUUCCUCCCAAGAUUUCAGAAUUUGGAGGUUCUGGCGUACCAGCUGGAAAAAUACAUCCAGACCACCAGCACCAUCUGUGAGAAGUUUGGGAAAAGUGACUUCAGUGACUUUGACCUGGAAACGGUUGGAGGUCGACCUGAGGUCGACCUGAGUGCUGGUUUACCUGAUGAAGACAUCCAGAGGAUGCUCGAUCACAUUAACCAGCUGGUUGAGAUCAGGAACGAUCAACACUUCCGGAUGGCGUUCUUGUUUCAACAGAAACCAGGUGAACACUUCAUCACUGAGUUUAAGAACCGACAGCCCGGGAUGCUGACAUUCCUGAAGGAUCUGGAGGAAACCGCCGUCCAGUUGGACAUCAUGAACAAGGGAGCGAGGAUUUCCACUGUGGCUGGUAGUUCAGUGGGGGCGGUCGGUGGCGUUCUGUCCAUCGUUGGUUUGGCGUUGAUACCCGUCACCGCCGGAGUGUCCCUGUCUCUGACUCUGGCCGGGGUCGGACUGGCAGUCACCAGCGGCGUCAACAGCAUGGUCACCACUGCCACUGAAAUUGGAGUGAACAAAACACGACAAAGAAAAGCGAAAAACACCUUCCAAAGAUUCAUGGAGGAUGUGCAGAGCAUCGAGGAUUGUUUGGAUGAGGCAUGUCAAGCACACUCCAAACUGAGAGUCAACAAAAGAGAAGCUGGUCCGGGAGUGGUUAAGAUCCUCGGUAAGAUCGGUGCUGUUGGGAAAGGCAUUCAUUCGAUGGUUGAUGCUGCCUCUGCACUGAAGCUUUUAAGAAAUGGGCAGGCUGCAGCAGGUGCUGGUAAAGUGUUGGCCCAGGAGGGGAAAGCACUUGGUGGCAUUCCCAGAGUGGCCGCAGAUAUCCCUGAUAUUGGUCAGGCAGCAGCCAAAACCUCUGUUGCUGUAACCAAAACAGCCCGAGCUGGUUUCAUCACACUCAACGCUCUCUUCCUGGGUAUGGACAUCUUCAUGAUCUGCAAAACCAGCGUGGAUCUGGCCAAAGGCAGCGAGACUCAAGUGUCAAAAUUAAUCCGAGCCAGAGCGGCGCUGUGGAGCUCAGUGAUGGAUUCAUGGCAGAAAACCUUCGACUCUCUGGUCCAAGGUUUGGACACAUUGGAGGAGAAGGAGGCCGUCCUGGAGACGCCGUUUUACCCGAGACAGAGAUGA